CUUUUCUCAGUCCUCAAAAACCCCAGCCUUAUUCGACGCCACAAAGUGGGUCGUUGUGUGGAGGCAAAUGCCGCGGCGGACAACUUAGCUAAGCCGCAGCAUCACUGUAACUGAACUGAGAGUCGGAGGCUCGCUGUGUAACCGCAGAGCGGGACGAACGUCGAUAUCAUUGCGAUCUUGGGUUUGCGCAUUUGCCCCGUCCGGACCGCCCUCUCCUCUCACUCCAUUCCCCUAGACUUCGCUCUCAUUGCGACAAUUUAUAAUCCAACAUGUUGUCUUCGGUGAGGACAGGCGCCUCAAUGGCUCUUCGAGCCCGGCCGACUGCCCAAAGCGUCCCCUUCCGCGCCGCCGCUGUCGCUUCCAUCUCCUCGUCCUCCCGCAAGGACGCCACGGGCGCCGUCGCCCCCGCUGGCGCACAGCACGGCAUCGCCAGGCGCGAGCGCAGAGAGGUUCCUCUUGCCAGCCAGGAGGGCACCAAGGGCGCCGUUCAAUAUGCUCUCACAACCCUCGACAGUAUCGUCAACUGGGCCCGGCAAUCCUCUCUCUGGCCCAUGACCUUCGGUCUCGCCUGCUGCGCCGUCGAGAUGAUGCACCUCUCGACCCCGCGGUACGAUCAAGAUCGGCUGGGCAUCAUCUUCCGCGCCUCGCCGCGCCAGUCGGACGUGAUGAUUGUUGCCGGUACCUUGACCAACAAGAUGGCCCCCGCCCUGCGCCAGGUGUACGACCAGAUGCCCGACCCGCGCUGGGUCAUCAGCAUGGGCUCGUGCGCCAACGGCGGCGGCUACUACCACUACUCGUACAGCGUCGUGCGCGGCUGCGACCGGAUUGUCCCCGUUGAUGUCUACGUGCCCGGUUGCCCGCCUACUAGUGAGGCGCUUAUGUAUGGCAUUUUCCAGUUGCAGAGGAAGAUGCGGAAUACCAAGAUUACUAGGAUGUGGUAUCGCAAGUAGAUUGCGCAGUUUACUGGCUUGCUUGCGGGCUUCUAUGGGGGUGAACUCUUGGUAUGGAAGAAGAGGGUGGUGGGUGGAUAGCGUGAAGGGGAUUUGAUGAGAUGAGAAGAUCGAGUUUUGGCAAAAACCGGAAAGACAGCACGGUUAGACUUGAUGGACGGACGGAAGAGCUCGAGAACAGCGGCUCAUGGGAAGGAAAUUCAGUGGAAUUAGACAAGAUGUAUUAUGCUCAAAGUUGGCUUCUUGCUUUUUCUCCUUUUCCUCAAAAGUUCACCAUGAACUGGACAACUUUUGGUCAGUUGUACUGUGUUUCGCUUCGGGAUGUGAUUAUGUACUUUCGGUGUAUAUAUAUAUGUACAAUUAAGGCGUCGCGCGAGUCUACACUGUUGAGAAAGACUGGCCAUCUUUCAACUGCAC
Messenger RNA from Neurospora tetraspora, 1367 nucleotides. Its product is annotated as NADH-ubiquinone oxidoreductase 19.3 kDa subunit mitochondrial precursor. Gene Ontology annotation, molecular function: NADH dehydrogenase (ubiquinone) activity; quinone binding; 4 iron, 4 sulfur cluster binding. The record is from RefSeq and is a predicted model, not a curated record. The transcript is spliced from 3 exons. Gene Ontology annotation, biological process: aerobic respiration; electron transport coupled proton transport; mitochondrial respiratory chain complex I assembly. NCBI's taxonomy places the organism in Eukaryota, Fungi, Ascomycota, Sordariomycetes, Sordariales, Sordariaceae. The coding region runs from base 270 to 950 and encodes 226 amino acids.